AUGAGUGACGAUACGAACUCGUUUUAUAACGGCUUUCGUCGGAUAUUCCCCAAUUCUAAGGCCAAAAAGCUUCUAUGCAUAUAUCAUGUUUUGAGGGCUGUCGAAAGAAAUUGUAAAGCCAAUAUACCAACCUGCUCACCCAACUCAAGGAGCCUGGAGAGAAAGAUUCAGUGGAAUGAUUCGAGAGGACAUGGAGUGGACGUGUACAACAAUGGGGUGCAUUUCGCACGCCACUAUUCUUGCGUGAAUACGUCCAUGCUCAUAGAGCGAUUCCACCGACGUCUCAAGCAUGAAGUGUUUGCCUCUAAAGCUAAUGUUAGAGUUGAUAUUUUGCUAGACGCCUUAAUAUCAUUGCCUCCCGAGAUGGAAGAGGAUCGAAAAAUAAAGAUGGCCAGGGGACUCUGCGAGGGAAGAUACAGGUUACAGCAACACCAUCGGGCCCAUGCUGCAGCAAUGAAAGUGUUUGGAAAAAAUCGAGCGAAUGUCGUAGUGCGAGGAGAAGGUCGCUGGGUAGUUUCCGACGGUCGAGGAAUACAUCAUGUUCAUCAAAGAGUAUGCAUUUGCGAUUCGCAGCAUAAUAAUCAUUGUCAAAAAAAUAACUGCGGGGCUUGCCCUUAUGGAUUCCUAUGUGACUGUCAAAGCGAUACCAAGUCUGGCAUUUCAUGUGUCCAUGUGCACGCAGCUGCCAUUUAUGGGCCAGAAGGUAAAAUCGCAGUUAACGAGGGAUACUUCGUUCACGUGAAUUCAGACGAAGAGUUGGAUGAGAACUCCAAC
Messenger RNA from Ostertagia ostertagi, 774 nucleotides. Lineage: Eukaryota; Metazoa; Nematoda; Chromadorea; Rhabditida; Trichostrongylidae. The record is from the annotation of a GenBank genome assembly.